Molecule: messenger RNA, 3514 nt
Organism: Eutrema salsugineum
Lineage: Eukaryota; Viridiplantae; Streptophyta; Magnoliopsida; Brassicales; Brassicaceae
Product: receptor protein kinase-like protein At4g34220
Biological process (GO): protein phosphorylation
Molecular function (GO): protein binding; ATP binding; protein kinase activity
Source: RefSeq, a predicted model, not a curated record
CAACAAAAUUCUCUCUCUCUCUCUCUCUCUCUCUCUCUCCCCUUCAACAUCUCCGAGAUUGCUCCAAUACCAUAUAGAUUUGGUGACCAGAACAACUAUUACUUGCAGUGGUUCAACCUCUCUCUUUCUCUUCUCUCUCUUUCUCUCUUAUGAAUAUACUGAGCCAUAAUGUCAUAAUUAGAGAGGGAGAUACCAAGAACUGAAAAACCAUGACUUCUAACAGAAGCAACCUCUUCUCAUUGUUCCUCUUCCAUCUUCUUCUUGUCCCCACACAACUCCAAGCUCUUAACACUGAUGGUGUUCUUCUGCUCUCUUUCAAAUACUCCAUCCUUAGUGACCCACUCUCUGUUCUACGCAACUGGAACUACGACGAUGAAACACCAUGCUUGUGGACAGGUGUCACCUGUACAGAGCUUGGGAAGCCCAACACACCAGACAUGUUCAGAGUCACAAGCUUGGUACUUCCCAACAAACAACUUCUUGGUUCCGUUACUCCGGACUUGUUCUCGAUUCCGCACAUUAGAAACUUGGAUCUGUCCAGCAAUUUCUUCAACGGGUCACUGCCGGACUCGGUCUUCAACGCCACUGAGCUUCGGGUUAUCUCCCUUGGAAGCAACAGUCUCUCUGGUGAUUUGCCUAAGAGUAUCAACAGUGUAAUCAGUCUCCAGCUCUUGAAUCUAUCAGCCAACGCAUUCACCGGAAAAAUUCCGCUCAGCCUCUCACUUCUGAAGAAUCUAACGGUCGUUUCCUUGACAAAGAACUCGUUUUCAGGUGAUGUUCCAGCUGGUUUCGAAGCAGUACAGGUUCUUGAUCUUUCUUCAAAUCUUCUCAACGGCACUCUUCCUCGGGAUUUGGGAGGGAAAAGCUUGCUUUACUUGAACUUAUCACACAACAAAGUCUUGGGCGUGAUUUCUCCAGGUUUUGCAGAGAAAUAUCCAGCAAACGCUACAGUCGAUCUCUCCUUUAACAACCUAACAGGCCCGAUACCUAGUUCCCUCUCUUUACUAAACCAAAAGGCCGAGUCUUUCUCUGGUAAUCCAGAGUUGUGUGGGAAGCCAUUGAAGACCCUCUGUUCAAUUCCUUCCACUCUCUCAAACCCUCCAAAUAUCCCUGAAAAUACUUCACCAGCGAUAGCGGUCAAGCCCAGAAGCUCGGCUCCAACAAACCCUUUAACAGAAUCACCAAAUCAGACAGCAAAAAGCAAGCUAAAGCCAACAACUAUUGCUGUAAUCACAGUUGCAAACAUAUCUGGUCUAGCGAUCAUAGCUCUAUUCGUGCUCUACGUAUACCAAGCCAGGAAACGCAGAAGAUCCCCAGAAACCAGCACAUUCAGCUACUUCACAACGUGUCUGGAGAAAAACGAAGCCAAGAAAUCGAUUCACCAACCGAAACCGAGCGUCGCGGAGGUCAAAGUCACAGACUCACCAGAUGCAAAAACGGCAUGCGGUUCGUGCAUAAUCUUAAACGGAGGAAGGUACGAAGAGACAUCGACAUCAGAGAGCGACGUAGAGAACCAGCAAACCGUUCAGGCAUUCAAUCGAACAGAUGGUGGGCGACUGAAACAGAACGUUCAGACUCAACUGGUCACAGUCGACGGCGAGACUCGGCUUGAUCUAGACACUCUGCUAAAGGCGUCUGCUUACAUACUGGGAACCACCGGAACCGCAAUCGUGUACAAGGCGGUGCUAGAGAACGGCACGGCAUUCGCGGUGCGGCGAAUCGAGACGGAGAACUGUGCGGCUGUGAAACUCAAGGAAUUCGAGCGGGAGGUUCGUGCCAUCGCUAAGCUUCGACACCCGAAUCUCGUCAGAAUUCGUGGGUUCUGCUGGGGAAACGACGAGAAGCUUCUAAUCUCCGACUAUGUUCCCAAUGGCAGCCUCCUUUGCUCCUUCACCGCCCCAAAGGCAAGCUCGAGCUCGUCGACAUCAUCGUUGCAAAACCCACUAUGUUUCGAGGCACGGCUCAAGAUAGCAAGAGGAAUGGCCAGAGGACUAUCUUACAUCAACGAGAAGAAACAUGUGCACGGUAACAUCAAGCCAAAUAACAUUCUCUUGAACUCUGAGAAUGAGCCCAUCAUUACCGAUCUGGGCCUAGACCGCCUCAGGACAUCGGUGCGUGAAUCUCACACCACUGGACCAACGUCGAGCUCACCGUACCAACCACCGGAAUGGUCUACGAGCCAGAAACCAAACCCUAGAUGGGACGUUUAUUCCUUCGGCCUCAUUCUCUUAGAACUUCUCACAGGCAAAGUUUCUCAAGAUUUAGAUCAGUGGUCGGAAUCACCCGGUUCUGAAGCGGAAGAGAAAGGUCGGUUCUUGAGGUUGAUCGACGGUGCAAUUAGGAGCGAUGUGGCUCGGCAUGAGGAUGUUGCAAUAGUGUGCUUUAGGUUAGGGAUUGAAUGUAUAUCUUCCUUGCCUCAGAAGCGACCGUCAAUGAGAGAAGUGGUGCAGGUGUUAGAGAAAAUGUGUGUUUAUAUAGAUUUCUCUGUUCUGAUAAACUCUCUACCAAAGAGAUACCAAAUGGAAGGAGGAUCUACCACUACCGGCGCGGAGACAAUUGAGAUUCAACCACCAAAUCAGAUCUUCAUUCUCUCCGGACAAAGCAACAUGGCCGGACGCGGCGGCGUCGUCAAAGACCACCACCACCACAAUCGCUGGGUAUGGGAUAAAAUCGUUCCGCCGGAAUGCGCACCAAACUCAUCGAUCCUCCGCCUGAGCGCAGAUCUCCGAUGGGAGGAAGCGCGUGAGCCACUCCACGCUGACAUCGACACCGGUAAAGUGUGCGGCGUAGGUCCUGGGAUGGCGUUCGCGAACGCGGUGAGGAAUCGUCUGGAGACGACGGAAUCGGCCGUGAUCGGACUGGUGCCGUGCGCCUCCGGUGGAACGGCGAUUAAAGAGUGGGCGCGUGGGAGUCACUUGUACGAGACGAUGGUUAAGAGGACGGAGGAGAGCAGAAAAUGCGGCGGAGAGAUCAAGGCCGUGCUUUGGUACCAAGGAGAGAGUGACGUGUUGGACAUCCACGACGCUGAGAGCUACGGGAGCAAUAUGGACCGUCUGAUUAAAAACCUCCGUCAUGAUCUCAACCUCCCUUCUCUCCCCAUUAUUCAGGUUGCAAUAGCGUCGGGAGGUGGAUAUAUAGAUAAGGUGAGAGAAGCACAGUUGGGUCUGAAACUAUCCAAUGUGGUCUGUGUCGAUGCUAAAGGAUUGCCGCUAAAGCCAGACAAUCUUCACUUAACCACUGAGGCUCAAGUCCAACUCGGUCUCUCCUUAGCACAAGCUUAUCUUUCCAACUUCUGCUAGACAAUCAAGUUAUCCAUGAUGAAGAUCGGGUCUACGUUUCAUAUAAGAAGAUAUGCGGUUUUAAGUGAUGGUGCUGGUUUUCAAACUAUGUAACUCUUUUACCUAUAGAGAACACUAUGAACAUAUAUACUUCUCAUUUGUCACUUGGAAACUAGAAAUGGAGGCGGACUUGCUAUUCUAUUUUUAGGAAAGGCAACAAUCUGUUGCACUUUGUA